Messenger RNA from Rotaria sp. Silwood1, 648 nucleotides. Lineage: Eukaryota; Metazoa; Rotifera; Eurotatoria; Philodinida; Philodinidae. The record is from the annotation of a GenBank genome assembly.
AUGUCAAAUAUUGCGCAAGACAAGAAAGAAUUUCGCUCGAUUGUGUUGGGUUUGAAAAAACUGAAUCCCUCAUGGCAAGCUCCUGAUAUUUCAACAUUUCUUCAAGAAUCUGAAAAACCGCCAUUAUUGAAAAGACAUGCACUUAUCAAAAGAAUUAGUAGAACAUUAAAGAGAGGAGAAGAAAUACCAUCAUCUUUAAUAAAUGCACCAACAGAGAAAUUUCAGAAAGGAAUCAUUUUUUGGGGAGCGAUUUCAUCACAAGGACUUAUUCCGGCGACGGCUCCAAUCAAUUUAACUGAAUGGUUGCGUCAACAACCAUCAAAUGGUAAAGGUCCACGAAUGUAUUUAACAGGUGAAUUAUACGGAAAAUUUGUGGCAGAAAAGGUGGCACCUGCAAUUCAAAGAGCUUUUGAAAAUACACAUUUACAGCCAAUUUUUCAAGAUGAUCAGGAUAGUAAACAACGAACAUCAUUUGCGAUGACUACUAUAGAAUCUUUUUUCGAUGAACGUAUUAGUCCUGAAGAUGGUGAUGCGAAAUUUGCCGAUGUUUGGCCGAUUGAGCGUGUAUGGGGCGCGAUAAAGGAGAAAAUACGGGGAAAACAGUUUAAAAAUGAAGCUCAACGGAAGAAGGAGAUUGUUAAACAAUGA